This is a messenger RNA of Pocillopora meandrina, 1680 nucleotides long. The record is from the annotation of a GenBank genome assembly. Lineage: Eukaryota; Metazoa; Cnidaria; Anthozoa; Scleractinia; Pocilloporidae.
AUGGGUGUUAAAUAUUUUUAUUUCAGCAGUUACUUUAAUUGGAUCCAAGUUUUACUCCUCGUAAUUUGGAAUAUUUGUUUUAUUUGCAUAACAAUUAUACGUUCCAAACUGUAUUUCGCUUUACGACGCCAUGUAAACCAAAUUCAAGCUUUGCAAGCACAACGAGCGGUACCGAAAUCGAAUGGUGAAUUAGAGAAUGCAAUGAAGCUGAGAAAAUCUGCAGUCAGCGUACUCUAUCUAUAUUUUGUAUUCAUACUUUGCUAUUUACCAAUAUAUUCUUCUCUUGCUGUCCGGAUAAAUUUUGGACUACGUCGCUUCAGUGGCCCACCAUUGAAUAAUUUUUAGCUGUUCUCUCAGACACUUAUGUUAUCCAGUUAUUUACCGCUGGAGAAUGAGAGAUAUUGGACAUUCUAUCAUGGGCAUACUGCGAAAUAUAUUUGCAUGUGAUAAAAACGUUUUAAAAUUGAGAGAGGUUGGAAAGGUUAUGAGUGCUUCAGUAAAUAAAGUGUAUACUUCGCUUGCUAUUAAAUUGUUCCUUCCUUAUUCGGGGUGCGUUUCAGAAAAUUUAGCAAAGUAACGUCCCUGAAGUAUUUUAUGUGGAUUCAGUGAUUGUGUCAAGCUAUUUAAGUCACCCUCCCUUUGAAUGGAAACGAAUAAAUGGGCGCGAGUUUAUGUUUUAUUCCAAGCAAAAUCAUUCGAUUGCAAAACCCCGGGAAAUUAAUUUCGGCGUGGUAACAGGAGGAAAUGUCCAAGAUUACGAGAUUGUCUGCCGGUUUAUUAUCAUUAUUGGCGCAAGUGUUUAUGAAUAAUCUCUUGAGUGGCGUCAAAUUUACAGCUAAACAGGCAAAACAAUUCGGUUCGUUGGGUUGGACAAAACAUUUUUGUGAGCAAAUUUAUAAUUUAUUAUGUAUACUUUGGUUUGUGAAACUUGGAGGAGAAGGAUUAACGUGAAGGAGUUGACUCCUUUUCAGCAUUUACAGCGAUCAUUUUCAACAAUAUAAUAAUUCAAGCCAUAGGUAACACUUCCUCUUUACCAAAACCUUUGAAGGCAUUGCUACUGAAUCUUGCUGUAUCUGAUCUCGCUGUCGGUUUAGUAGCUCAGCCAUUAUUAACUUCAUUGAAUUGCAACUGUUUCAUGGUGGGAUUAUAAUUUACGGGUCAUCCAACUUGCACACCCACAAACGCGUUCUUGGUCUGGCGAUCUCAACAUGGGUGCUUAGUGCUUUUCAGUCAUCCUUUUUGCGUUUGGACCACUUAUACUGAAUCACAAUUAAUCAAUCCAAAUCAUCGUUUGGAGUCUUUGCUUCAUUUUCAUAACUGUUAUAAGCGACAGACUUUGCUUUGCAAUAAGACUCCAUGUAGACCAGAAUCAAGCUUUACAAGUACAACAACUAGCGCAUAAUGGGGAAUCAGCAAAUGCCGUUAGGCUGAGGAAAUCGUCGAUCAGCACAUUUUGUGUUUAUUUUGUGUUUUAUUUUAUUAUUUGCAGUUUUUUUGCAGUCUUCUUGCUAGGCAAUUCUUUAAGCUUAUUCCAACUUCACUUUGUUAUUUUCAACUUUCCGCUAAACACUAAUGUUGGUAAAGUCAUCUCUGAAUCCUGCUAUUUGCUGCUGGAGAAUACGAGACAUUCGACAGGCUGUCAAGGACCUGCUGCGAAAUAUAAUCGCAAGGCUUAUUUAA